Molecule: messenger RNA, 3376 nt
Organism: Lacerta agilis (Sand lizard)
Lineage: Eukaryota; Metazoa; Chordata; Lepidosauria; Squamata; Lacertidae
Gene: CASD1
Product: CAS1 domain containing 1
Exons: 18
Coding region: 30-2426 (798 amino acids)
Cellular component (GO): Golgi membrane
Molecular function (GO): N-acetylneuraminate 9-O-acetyltransferase activity
Source: RefSeq, a predicted model, not a curated record
UCGCGCACUGUUGUCAUGGAGGAGCCAAGAUGGCGGCCCUGGCCUACACCUUGGGCAAGCGUGAGAUCAACCACUACUUCAGCGUGAGGAGCGCCAAGGCGCUGGCGCUGGGCGCCGUCCUGCUGCUCGCCGCCUGCCACGCCGCCUCGCGCCGGUACCGAGGUGAUGAUAGUUGUGAGCAUCUUCUCUCUAGUGGAAGAUUUAUUGGGGAGAAAGUAUGGCAGCCUCACGGCUGUAUGAUGCACAAAUAUAAGCAGAGUGAAGCAAAAACCUGCCUCGUAGACAAACAUAUUGCAUUUAUAGGUGAUUCUAGAAUUCGUCAGCUGUUCUACUCAUUUGUGAAACUCCUGAACCCUCAAAUUAAGGAGGAUGGAGUCAAGCAUGGAAACAUUCCUUUUGAAGACAAAUCAUCUUCACUUAAAGUGGAAUUUCUGUGGUAUCCGGAAGUCAAUGGCUCUAUGAAGCAGCUUAUCAAAUCUUGGACUGAAGGUUCUUCUCCAAAGCCUCACAUAGUUGUAGCAGGAGCUGCUGUGUGGUCUAUCAGUAUUCACAAUGGCAGCAAUGAAGCUCUCACACAGUAUAAAAUCAAUAUCACAUCAGUUGCCCCUCUUCUGGAAAAACUGGCAAAGAGCAGUGAUGUCUACUGGGUCUUACAAGAUCCAGUUUAUGAAGAUAUAUUGAGUGAAAGCAGGAAAAUGAUCACUAAUGAGAAAAUAGAUGCCUACAAUGAAGCAGCAAUCAGUAUCCUGAACAGCAGCUCAAAAAACUCAAAAGCUAAAGUAAAAAUUUUCAGUGUAUCUAGGCUGAUAGCAGAAGAAACUAUAAGUCAGUCCUCAGAUGGUAUACACCUUUCUGAAUCAAGCAGAGAAAUAAAUGCAAUGAUUCUGAUAAACAUUCACUGCAACAAGUUUAUAAAGCCCAUCGAUGGUUCGUGCUGCCAGCCUCAGCCACCUGUCACUUUAAUACAAAAACUAGCCUUUGGUUUUUUUGCUUCCUCCAUAAUUGGAUAUUUAAUUCUUGUUCUCAUACGUCGUAACAAUCACCAGAAGAAUAAGCCAUGUACGGAUAUGGAGAGUGGAGAAGAGAAGAAACCUGCCACCAACGCUUCAGCCGUUUCUACUCUAGAGACAGCCUUACAGUGUUUAUGCAGACUUGGUUUGAUAAUGGGUUACUUCUACCUGUGUGACAGAGCAAAUCUGUUCAUGAAAGAAAACAAGUUUUACACUCACUCAUCCUUCUUCAUACCAAUCAUCUAUAUCCUAGUGUUAGGGGUGUUUUACACGGAAAAUACUAAAGAGACUAAGGUGUUAAAUAGGGAACAAACAGAUGAAUGGAAAGGCUGGAUGCAGCUUGUCAUCCUGAUCUAUCAUAUCUCUGGAGCAAGUACUUUUCUGCCAGUGUACAUGCACAUCCGUGUAUUGGUUGCUGCAUAUCUAUUCCAAACGGGCUACGGGCAUUUCUCAUACUUCUGGAUUAAAGGAGAUUUUGGCAUUUAUAGAGUGUGUCAGGUUUUAUUUCGACUGAACUUCUUGGUUGUGGUGUUGUGCAUAGUGAUGGAUCGGUCUUACCAAUUCUAUUACUUUGUUCCUCUAGUCACUGUCUGGUUUAUGAUCAUAUAUGUUACAUUAGCUCUGUGGCCUCAAAUAGUCCAGAAGAAGGCCAAUGGCAGUUGCUUCUGGCAUUUUGGUUUACUGCUGAAACUAGUUUCCCUGUUCGUCUGUAUAUAUUUUCUAGCAUAUUCUCAGGGUGCAUUUGAGAAGAUUUUUUCUAUUUGGCCAUUGUCCAAGUGCUUUGAACUAAAUGGGAGCAUCUAUGAAUGGUGGUUUAGGUGGAAAUUAGAUAGAUACGUCGUUUUUCAUGGGAUGUUGUUUGCUUUUAUUUAUCUAACAUUUCAAAAGCAGCAAGUCCUCUCAGAAGGAAAGGGGGAGCCACUCUUUCCAAGCAAAGUUUCAAAUGUUUUAUUAUUUAUUUCAGUUGUUUCUUUUUUGACGUACUCUAUAUGGGCCAGCAGUUGUAAAAAUAAAACUGAGUGCAAUGAAAUGCAUCCUUCGGUUUCAGUUGUGCAGAUUUUAGCUUUUAUCCUUAUCAGGAAUAUACCUGGCUAUGCACGUUCUGUAUAUAGUUCAUUUUUCGCUUGGUUUGGCAGAAUUUCCCUUGAGCUCUUCAUCUGUCAGUACCAUAUCUGGCUGGCAGCAGAUACCAAGGGGAUCUUGGUUCUAAUUCCUGGCAAUCCCAUGCUCAACAUUAUUGUCAGCACUUUUAUAUUUGUGUGUGUGGCGCAUGAAAUUUCCCUGAUCACAAAUGAUCUUGCACAGAUGGUUGUUCCGAAAGAUAAUGCAAUUCUGCUGAAAAGGUUGCUCUGUGUGGGUGGAUUUUUUUCUGGACUUCUCUUUCUAUCGGCAUUUCAAGAACAAUCAAGGCAUUAGCGUUCAAUAAAUCCGAAAAGCUUCGCUUCAAGCUUACAUUGUGUUUGCCUGAGCCCAAAACUAAAGAAAUAAAAAUCAACUGGAAUUACACAAACCAACCACAACUUCUCUGUUGUGCAACGAAGGAAAGGUAUCAAAAUGAAGGCAACUGAACAUAUACAUGGUGGAAAUGUCAUCCUUUUGCAUGGGGAUAUCCACCCUCUAAAGGAAAAAGAAACAGAAACACACUGUAUACUACUGCGUGUGAAAAAAGACAUAUUUUCUACUUGAGCGUUUUUCCGGUUUACAUCUCUCACGAGAAUUAAAAAAUGGAGUGUGAUUUGCUCAAGAGGCAUUUAGAGACUAUUGCGUCAAUUUUACGUUGAGACAUUAUCAAAUUGUUAAUAAUUACUAGCAUAUCAUAAGUGGUGUAUUUGUAUGUUUCAAAGAACUGUUUUUAUUGCAAGAAGUAAAACAGACCCUGAUCCUGAAGCCUUAAAGGCUGUUAAAUUCCUGUCAGUUUACUUAAGGAUGCCAGUUUAUUAUCUGUGGACAGCACCGUGUUAAAUGGGUUAACAGCUGUAGCCUUUUCUUUAAAGAAUUCAGCAUCAGUGUGUGGUCAGGUUUUUCUUACUAUUUUUGGAGAGUUUCUGAAAGUAAGAAGUUAGUAACUUGUUUUUAAUUAAUGCAGAGGUAGCCAAUUUGACACCCACCCCCCACCAUUUUGUGAGCAGCUCCCAUUAUCUGUGACCACUGGCUGAGGUUGAUGGGCAGUUGUAGUCCGUAACAUUGGCUACCCCUGGAUUACUGGUUUUCUAUGGCUACUACAUAUCUAGGAAAACCUUCAAGCACUGAAGAUCACAUUAUUAUAUAAUCUUAUCCAUGUUUACAAAGUGUAUAGCAUAGCAUUUCAAUGAUCCAUUUUCAUUCAUUUUCCUACGUUUUCAUAAUUAACGUUAAUUCUGAAUGUU